Messenger RNA from Arctia plantaginis, 264 nucleotides. Lineage: Eukaryota; Metazoa; Arthropoda; Insecta; Lepidoptera; Erebidae. The record is from the annotation of a GenBank genome assembly.
AUGUUCGUGAAAGUGCUCGCAUUAUGCUUGGUUUUGGGAAUAUGCCUUGCUCAUCCCAUCGAAGAUGUUAAGCUUCCCGUGCCAAUAGAUGUUCCUCCACCAAAUGCGCAAGGUGUACCAGUUAAACCGCUGAAUGCUGACAGUUCGGAUUUGAAGACCGAUCCUAGCACAUGGUGGCACUCUUCGUGGUAUCACACUUCUCCGGUAUACUACUACUAUCAUGCACCACGCCCCGCCUAUACCUACUGGCACCAUUACUAUUAA